AUGGCGUGUCCGGUGUGCAAGUUCGCCCUCUCCCGCACGAGCUUCUUCCAGCACUCUCAACACACCAAGCUCCUCGACAUGGAGGGGGCCGUCCGAAAAGUCGUCCUCUCAGACCUGAUGAAGACAGGCGACCUGUUCUCGACCCUCAAGGACUACAACAGAUAUCUGGAGGAGGUGGAGACCAUUGUCUAUAAGAUCCCGAACGACGUGGAUAUCAAAGAAACCAUGAAGCAGUACGGACGGUACAAACGGAAGAGCCUGGCGAUGCUCGAGGUCACGGAAGACGAAAUGCGAAGGAGGAGGGACCUUUAUUUAACUGACGAGACUCAAAAGUUUGAGCGCACUCAACGAGAGGGUAUGCUCGAGAGCCUGGCGAGAGGCACCAUUAGCAGUGCAACCUUCCUUCAGAAUGCGCAGAUGCUGGUCAAGCCAGAGGAACCCUCCCUUGUGGCCGCCGAGUCAAGCGGUUCAACCGCCACAGUUGCCGGACACAUGCCGCCACCAGCAGCGGCCUACACCUACCGACCUCAAGCUGCAGCAACAGGCAUGGCCCUGCCCAGACCUGUCGCCACUCCUGCCGGAGCUGGGAGGUCGCUGGCUCCUGGCCAACUGCCCGCGCCCGUGGGCGGCGGUACCAUCAUGCGAGACGUUGUCCCCACAUACCUGACACCAGACCAGGAAGCCAGGUCGGCUGCGGGCGGGUACAAGUUCGAGCUCGUGAGGAAGAGAGCGCUAGAGGAGGCCCUCGACAGCUUGUGGGCAGCGGCGCCCACCACGCCGUCGGCGUGA
Molecule: messenger RNA, 789 nt
Organism: Acanthamoeba castellanii str. Neff
Lineage: Eukaryota; Discosea; Longamoebia; Acanthamoebidae
Product: CDK-activating kinase assembly factor MAT1 protein
Exons: 7
Coding region: 1-789 (262 amino acids)
Biological process (GO): DNA repair; regulation of transcription by RNA polymerase II; regulation of cyclin-dependent protein serine/threonine kinase activity
Cellular component (GO): transcription factor TFIIH holo complex
Source: RefSeq, a predicted model, not a curated record